Molecule: messenger RNA, 1800 nt
Organism: Haliotis rufescens (red abalone)
Lineage: Eukaryota; Metazoa; Mollusca; Gastropoda; Lepetellida; Haliotidae
Exons: 1
Coding region: 1-1800 (599 amino acids)
Source: RefSeq, a predicted model, not a curated record
AUGGACCAGGACCAACAACUGGGGAGGGGGUCAUCUAUCACCACUACUCCACAGAUGGACCAGGACCACCAACUAGGUAGAGAGGCAUGUAGCACCACUACUCCACAGAUGGACCAGGACCGCCAACUGGGUAGAGGGGCAUCUAUCACCACUACUCCACAGAUGGACCAGGACCGCCAACUGGGUAGAGGGGCAUCUAUCACCACUACUCCUCAGAUGGACCAGGGCCACCAACUAGGUAGUGGGACAUGUAGCACCGCUACUCCACAGAUGGACCAGGACCGCCAACUGGGUAGAGGGGCAUCUAUCACCACUACUCCACAGAUGGACCAGGGCCACCAACUAGGUAGAGGGGCAUGUAGCACCACUACUCCACAGAUGGACCAGGACCGCCAACUGGGUAGAGGGGCAUCUAUCACCACUACUCCUCAGAUGGACCAGGGCCACCAACUAGGUAGAGGGACAUGUAGCACCACUACUCCACAGAUGGACCAGAACCGCCAACUGGGUAGAGGGUCAUCUAUCACCACUACUCCACAGAUGGACCAGGGCCACCAACUAGGUAGAGGGUCAUCUAUCACCACUACUCCACAGAUGGACCAGGACCGCCAACUGGGUAGAGGGACAUGUUGCACCACUACUCCACAGAUGGACCAGGACCGCCAACUGGGUAGAGGGGCAUCUAUUACCACUACUCCACAGAUGGACCAGGACCGCCAACUGGGUAGAGGGGCAUGUAGCACCACUACUCCACAGGUGGACCAGGACCGCCAACUGGGUAGAGGGGCAUCUAUCACCACUACUCCUCAGAUGGACCAGGGCCACCAGCUAGGUAUAGGGACAUGUAGCACCACUACUCCACAGAUGGACCAGGACCGCCAACUGGGUAGAGGGUCAUCUAUCACCACUACUCCACAGAUGGACCAGGACCGCCAACUGGGUAGAGGGGCAUCUAUCACCACUACUCCACAGAUGGACCAGGACCACCAACUGGGUAGAGGGUCAUCUAUCACCACUACUCCACAGAUGGACCAGGACCACCAACUAGGUAGAGGGGCAUGUACCACCACUACUACACAGAUGGACCAGGACCACCAACUAGGUAGAGGGGCAUGUAGCACCACUACUCCACAGACGGACCAGAUCCACCAACUGGGCAGAGGGUCAUCUGUCACCACUACUCCACAGACGGACCAGAUCCACCAACUGGGGAGAGGGUCAUCUAUCACCACUACUCCACAGAUGGACCAGGACCACCAACUGGGUAGAGGGGCAUCUGUCACCACUUCUCCACAGAUGGACAAGAUCCACCAACUAGGUAGAGGGUCAUCUAUCACCACUACUCCACAGAUGGACCAGGACCACCAACUAGGUAGAGGGGAAUGUACCACCACUACUCUGCAGAUGGACCAGAUCCACCAACUAGGUAGAGGGUCAUCUAUCACCACUACUCCACAGAUGGACCAGGAUCACCAACUAGGUAGAGGGGCAUGUACCACCACUACUCCACAGAUGGACCAGGACCACCAACUAGGUAGAGGGGCAUGUAGCACCACUACUCCACAUAUGGACCAGGACCACCAACUAGGUAGAGGGUCAUCUAUCACCACUACUCCACAGAUGGACCAGGACCGCCAACUGGGUAGAGGGGCAUGUAUCACCACUACUCCACAGAUGGACCAGGACCACCAACUGGGGAGAGGGUCAUCCAUCACCACUACUCCGCAGAUGGACCAGGACCACCAACUAGGUAGAGGGUCAUCUGUCACCACUACUCCACAGAUGGACCAGAUCCACUAA